This is a messenger RNA of Hypomesus transpacificus, 5019 nucleotides long. RefSeq names its product zinc finger protein 721-like. Gene Ontology annotation, biological process: regulation of transcription by RNA polymerase II. The record is from RefSeq and is a predicted model, not a curated record. Gene Ontology annotation, molecular function: DNA-binding transcription factor activity; RNA polymerase II cis-regulatory region sequence-specific DNA binding. NCBI's taxonomy places the organism in Eukaryota, Metazoa, Chordata, Actinopteri, Osmeriformes, Osmeridae. The transcript has 2 exons. The coding region runs from base 497 to 4018 and encodes 1173 amino acids.
AGACAACGCGACGCUUGUUCUAAAUACUGUACGAAAAAAAAUGAUGGAAAAAUUUACAAACGUGAGUACGGGAUAAGCCUACAAUUAAUAUGCACGUUGCAAUUAAUCAACUAGUACUGUACGCUCGUUAAUCCGUGCAUGUUGAUUGAAGCCAUAACGUCGUCAUGGCUGAAGGUAUUUGUGAAUCGUUCUCAUGUGAAUCGUUAUGGUAGCUGACUAGCUAGCAAGGUACAAGUCGUAAGCUGCCAGUUGAGGUUCUCAAAGAAGCCAAUGCAAACAAAAGACAUAACUGCGAUUCGACAUCUGAAGAAAGGAUCUGCAUCAAGGGGGAUGAUGGCCUCCAUGUUUUAGAAGGAAGAUACUGGUGGAGUUAACGAUAAGCACAAGAAAAAUCACAACAUAAGGAGUCACACAAAGACCCAGACAAAACUUGACAAGGCUGGAAAUGCACUUGUGGUCGAGCUUCUCUCAUUAGAAAUGCCACAUUGUUGAUCCUAUGAACAUAAUGAAUUCUAUCUCUGAAAUGCAUGUGGAUAGGCCUGUAGAGGGGCAGGUACGUAGGAAACGUGGCCGCCCUCCCAAGAAAUCUAAAAUUCCUUUACAAACUGAACCAUGCCCUCCUAGUUUACAAGGAGCAAAGGAUACAGAUGCAUUAUCUGCAACAACAAAUGUUGCUCCUUUGAACACAAAGUGUGCACAAGUUGUCAAUGGUAACUCAUGCAACACACUUGAUGUGGAACCUUCUCUAAACCAUGAACAUAUUACCUCUGAAAGUCCUAUCUGUGACUCCUCCACUCACGAUCUUAAACCUCCAGAUUCUAUCCCAGUGCCAGAGAAAAGGAAGAGGGGUCGACCAAGAAAAACUCUUAACCCAGCUAUAGGGGGAGCAACGGCAGCUUCUGGUACUCCUGGCGUGGGGGCGCCUGCGAAGGAAUCCACUAAGUCCCCUCCUCACUCAGGUGGGCACGAUGUGACACAAGUCCACCCUGGAGGGAGACCGAGGAGGACGAGAGGGAUACUGCACAAUCUCACCCCAGAAGGAAGGGGACCUCCAGAAGUUGAGGUAUCUAUAUCCAGUGGUAUUUCAGAGAGACCAGAGAUGGAAAAAGUAAGCAGACAUCAAAGUACCCAGAAAGAUAGUAAGGUGUUGAGCAACUCUGCCAGCGUUGAUGACACCAGGGUGCCUGGAAGAAGGAAACAAAUGGAGGAGGAUGGAGUGUUGAAGAGUAUAAUUACUGAUCCUCAACCUGUGGUGGGCCUAAAACGCAGAGGACGACCUCGGAAGAAGUCAACAGUCAUGAGGCAGGUGGCGCUUGCACUGAGAGGAUUACAAUCAAAUGAGGCAGCUGUGACUCCCCAGGAUAGAAAGCUGUGUGGUCCUACAACGUCUGUCAACACCAACCCUGAAGAGUCACUCAAUUCCGGGAUUGAUACAAGGCCAAAGUUGCCCAGGGAUGUUUAUUCUCAACAAGCUGUCAUGUCUCCAGAUGCAGUAGGCUUUCAUGGAAUAAAGUCAGCAAGGACUGGUGAAGUCUUCUCUAAAGUGAAGAUGGAGGAAAUUGAGUUGGAGCUAGACAAUGAUCAUCCAAUGUCAGAUUCUUUACAGCGCUACACAGACACCACUGUGAAAGCUAACCCUGUUAGUAACUGUGAUAAAACUGAAUUUGAAAAGCCAUUCAAAAUUGACAAACGCAGAGGGAAUUUCAAAAUAAUGAGGGAGAUGCAAGAUCUUAGAACUGCAGAACACCAGAAAAUACUUCAGAGCACUCACUUUGGUAAAAAGUCUCGUAAGAAAAAAAGGUCUUGGUGGGAUGACAGAGGGGAUCUCCAAAGUAAGAUCUCAGCGACAGAAUCUCAACCUGACGGAGCAAAAGCUGAACCCUGUAACUCCAAGUCUGAAUCAGAAAUCCCGCCUGGUGAAAAUACAGCUAGUCACCCAAUCAGGAACGAAAGAAGACUGGAGGAUGAAGCUGUAAACAGACUCAAAAGUAGUAAACGCAGGACUCUGCGGCGACAGGGCGACCCAUCAAAGCGCGUGGAAUGUGAGGUCUGUGGUCACACUUUUAAAUACCAAUGUCUGUAUAUUAUUCACAAACGUACUCAUACAGGGGAAAAACCUUACAAGUGUUCUGAUUGUGGCAGGGAAUUUGCACAGGUUUCUAACUUUAACACGCAUAAGAAGAGACAUAAGUACACCUUCCAGUGUCCAUAUUGUAAAAUCAAGAUAUCAAGUGCAAAAGAGUUACGUAUUCACUGCAAGAUGCACAAGGCCCAGAAAUCGAAGACGAGGGACAGAAAGCAAAUUCAAAGCGAUGUCACUCCAGAAGACAGAGAUUCUUCAAAUAACAAAACGUACCCUUGUACAUACUGUGGGAAAGUAUUUCGCUUUACGUCUGCGCUUAGGAUUCAUUUACGUGUACACACUGGGGAAAAGCCAUUCACUUGUCAAGUAUGCGGGAAAAGCUUUACUCAGGGCCAUGUCCUGCGCACUCAUAUGGGGACACACUGGGCUGUGAAGCCGUAUUCUUGUAAUCGAUGUGGAAAACAGUUCUUAAAAAUUAACAUUGCAGAAAGGCAUGCAUGCUGCAGAUACACUGUAAAGCAUGAAGAACCUUCGUUAUCUUACACGUGCCAUGUCUGUAAAAAGACGUUUUCCAAGAAGAGUCACUACAAUAACCAUUUGCAAACCCAUUCUGGUGCCAAGCUUUUCUGCUGUUCGUUCUGUGAUCAGCUCUUUGGUGAUUUGUCCGAGUAUAAUGCACAUAGCCAAGCAUGCUCUGAGGAAAAUACUAAUUCAUCCCUUCCAAGUGUCAAGGAUCAGUCAGCAGCCACACAGUCAGAUGCUCCUUCACCUUUCCUCAGUCAGUCAGCACCGUGUCCCACAUCACUCUCAACAACAUCAGCCUCAUUACAGAGAAGUGAACCCUUGCGGCCACUGAAACCCAAAGGCUCACAGACCCGCCCCAAAAAGAUUGUGUCCUCUAUCCUACCCUUCCAAACAAGCAUCAUACCCUCCCAUCAUUUCUCCCACUUUGUAUCCAAGUUAAACAGACUAGAUCAGAGAUCGGACCCCAGGAAGUACUUAUGCCCACGCUGUGGGCGUUUGUUCAGACACAUGGGGCGGCUCAGGGCCCACAUGCUUACUCAUGCCCGUGACCAGACGUACACCUGUGGCCGCUGCGGCAAGACCCUGGAGAACUGGAGAAAGCUCUGGCAACAUCAAAGCGUCCACCGGCAGAAGACGGGCCGGUUCUCCUGUCCUCAGUGUGGCCGCAGGUUCCGCUUCGUGGGGUCCUAUAAGAAGCACAUGAAGGAACACCCUGAGUACCGGUGGAUUCAGCAGAGGCCCAAUAGAGCCUUCCCCAGCCUCGCACGGCAGCCUCUGCUUCUGCCUUAUCAGUGUGAGGAGUGUGACGCAAGCUUCGAGGCUCUAGAUUUGCUGUUCAGUCACCAGCUUGGCCAUUCCCCCUCACAGUACUCAGAUAAUGGCUGUGACACUGAGUAUCCUUCAGACACUGAAGACCACGACGCACAACCAGGCAUCACUUUAACCCUUAGCCCUCACACGGUCAGCUGUGGAACAAACUCGCCCCCUGGACCGCACCAUCCCUACCAAAACCCCUCCCUGCCUGGGAGUUCUGACCAACCCUGUUUCCUGUCAAAUCAAGCAGACCCACUUCAUGCCCUGUCACCACAGACGAGUGUGGCCUCCUUACUCCAAAGUCCCAAUGUCCCACAAGGCCUCAGACCUUUUCAAACCGACUUAACUCCCAGCAGCUCCACUCCGGGCCCACAGGCACAGACAAUGGCCAGACUACACAAACAAGAAAGUAUUAUAUUUGGGAAGCCAGUUCGAAAGUAUGAAAAAACAACUAAUGUAAACAAUAACGCUUGUUCUUUCAUCAGGACAAGGGAAACCACAGGUGUUGGUGUUAAGUGUGUGGAGUGUGGUGAGAUGUAUUCUGUCAUAUCAGACCUGUAUGAUCAUUACUUGCAGCAUGCCAGGGGAGAGUUGUGAUGUAGAACUUAUGGUAGAAGUACCCUCCCCCUCAAUGUCCCAGGUCAAUCAUGUGUGCCUCUUUGUGAUCAGGAACGCUUUAUGGUCAAAUGCACAGAAGGUUUGGUUCUAUUUUGAUGUCAGGAAUGUAUAGAGACCCUUACUUAAUGCUAGGUUUGAUUUGUUUAUGCUCAAUUUCUAUUAUGGGGUGCAGGUUAUACUACACUUAUGACAAUGAUCACUAAAGGAAACAAGAUUGAGUUAAUUAUGAAUUGAUCAUUCUCUACGGAUAAUAUUGUUAAGUGACACUGUCAUUUUUACUUUUAACUUUUUGUCAAAGAAGAUUUCAGAGCGCUUCAGCCAUUGUGUAAAACAUGUUCUGGUAUUGUGUUCAGUAUUAUUUGCUAGUUAUAAAAUACACAUUUACAGAGAAGACUAACUGCAGUUUUCUAGUUUCUUUUCUUUCUAGUUUCUAACAUUGAAAUGUGUUGAAAAUCAGCAGGCCUACUUCGUCUGGCUAUGUAUCAGUUUGUCAUCCCACAGAAUGUGAAGGACAACAAUAAAGUUGACUUAUUUCAAAGAACAGAACUGGAAAGUUGGUUUCAUGGAAAUACUGUGGGUUGUGUGGAUUGAUUUAUCCCUUCUAACGGAAAACCUUAACAGACAGUUGGAGCACCAUUACAACAUAUCCAUCCAGUCCUUCACAACGGUAUUUUGUAAAGUUUUGACAGUGUUACAUUCAGUUGUUGCGACAGUGUCGUACAGGGUUCUAUGCCUACGUCAAAACGCUUGUCAACGCUAACAUUACUAUUUAUUUUUUACUUAAUGACUUUUUUCCUCUUGAUCUUUGUAGUAUUCUGAGCAACAUAACACACGUGGUAUAUUUUGUAUGUAGAUUGUAACAUGUGACAACUGAACAUGUGCAUGAGGUGGAACCGUCUUUGCAGUCAGAUGCUGAAAGACCAGCUGGAAGGGAACGUGAUGGAUGAUUGAAUCAUUUAAUCCAUGAUACCUCGGGGUGG